This is a messenger RNA of Pipistrellus nathusii (Nathusius's pipistrelle), 951 nucleotides long. Lineage: Eukaryota; Metazoa; Chordata; Mammalia; Chiroptera; Vespertilionidae. The record is from the annotation of a GenBank genome assembly.
AUGGGCAAGGAAAACUGUACCAUUGCGACAGAGUUCAUUCUUCUUGGAUUAUCUGAUGUCCCUGAGCUGACAGUCUUUCUUUUCAUGGUGUUCCUUCUGAUCUAUGGAGUCACGGUUUUGGGAAACCUGGGCAUGAUUGCACUGAUUCAGGUCAGCUCUCGCCUUCACACUCCCAUGUACUUUUUCCUCAGCCACCUGUCUUUUGUAGAUUUCUGUUAUUCCACAAUCAUUGUGCCCAAGAUGCUAGCUAAUAUUGUAAACGAAGACAAAGCCAUAUCCUUCCUGGGAUGUGCUGUGCAAUUCUACUUGUUUUGCACGUGUGUGGUAACUGAAGUCUUCCUGCUGGCCGUGAUGGCCUAUGACCGCUUUGUGGCCAUCUGUAACCCACUGCUCUACAUGGUCACCAUGUCCCGGAAUCUCUGUGUGGAGCUGGUGUCUUGCUGCUACCUCGGAGGGACUGUGUGUUCUCUGAUUCACUUGUGUUUAGCUCUUCAGAUCCCAUUCUACAGAUCAAAUGUGAUAAACCAUUUCUUUUGUGAUCUGCCCCCUCUCUUAUCUCUUGCGUGCACUGAUGUGUUUAUGAAUGAACUGCUCCUAUACAUUGUAGCUACUUUCAAUGAGAUAAUAACCAUUGUCAUUAUCCUCACCUCCUAUUUGUUUAUUCUCAUCACCAUCCUCAAGAUGCACUCUGCAAAGGGAAGAUACAAAGCCUUUUCCACCUGUGCCUCCCAUCUCACAGCCAUUGUUGUUUUCCAUGGUACAAUCCUUUUCACUUAUUGCCGGCCCAGUACUGGCGAUAGUACAGAUACUGACAAGGUGGCCACAGUGUUCUACACAGUAGUGAUUCCCAUGCUGAACCCUCUGAUCUAUAGUGUAAGGAACAAAGACGUUAAAGAAGCUCUCAGAAAAAUGGUGCGCUCCAAAAUAUUUUCUCUGAGAAUAUUUUCUUAG